AUGAAAAAUAUUCAAAAACUUAAGUGAGAUUACAAUGCCCCAAAUAAAGAUAUUUGGGCCGACAGCGACGUGGAGAUAAGUGAGGAGAGAAGCGAAUGUAAAGCCCCUCAGACCAUAAACUAUACUAGACAGUUCAAAAACACUUUGAAAAACAACAAAGGAAAACUCAAGCCCAAGGAUCUAUGCGAUUUUGUGUGAAAGAAGACCGUCUAUUACCAGCGAUUCUCUGCUAUGGAUCCUAUGAUUAAAUGAAUCGACAAUGAGCUUGAUAUUGAUUUUGAUUUCAAAGAAUCCAAGAAAGAUAUGACUAAGCUUCCUAAGGGCAGGAGAGUGUUUGAAAAGACUACUUCCACACUCCGCGAAGGAACUAAAAUAUUAUCAGACCUUAGAGAAGUACCUUCAUUCGAACUCCUCAAGGUGAUCCGUUAAAACUAAAAGCUUUGGCUAGGUUAGCCUGCUAAGCUUUCUAAUUUAAGUCUCUUGUAAUAAAUUUC
This is a messenger RNA of Moneuplotes crassus, 494 nucleotides long. NCBI's taxonomy places the organism in Eukaryota, Ciliophora, Spirotrichea, Euplotida, Euplotidae. The record is from the annotation of a GenBank genome assembly.